Molecule: messenger RNA, 4266 nt
Organism: Drosophila grimshawi
Lineage: Eukaryota; Metazoa; Arthropoda; Insecta; Diptera; Drosophilidae
Gene: jar
Product: myosin heavy chain 95F
Exons: 18
Coding region: 236-4078 (1280 amino acids)
Biological process (GO): vesicle transport along actin filament; actin filament organization; endocytosis
Cellular component (GO): endocytic vesicle; actin cytoskeleton; cytoplasm
Molecular function (GO): ATP binding; actin filament binding; microfilament motor activity
Source: RefSeq, a predicted model, not a curated record
CGAUAGUGAAAAUCAAACCAGGAAAUUACAGCAGCUGUUGCCAAGCCCAAUCAAAAGCACACACACUCACACACUUAACGGUUUCUCAGACUCGGGUCAAAGUGCACUCAACUGCAACCAACUCUUUUUGCAACUCUUUUCGCCUUCUGUCUUUGCCUCACUUUACCUCUUUCCAACUUUUAGUGCAUUGCACUGCAAUUAACUCAUUAGGACACACACACACACACACAACGAUAUGGACUUCUACGAUAAUAACAAUGGGGUUCAUAAUCCCAAUCCGGUGCGCAAAAUGUUGGAGGACACCCAGUUGGUUUGGGUGCGAGAUCCCGUCGAUGGUUAUAUUCAGGGUCGCAUCACCGAAAUCGGCGCGAAGGAAUUCGAAGUAACGCCCAUCGAUCGGAAGUUCCCAAAGCGCACCUGUCACUGCGAUGACAUUCACUCCUCCUGUGAUGGACCCCAGGAUCACGAUGAUAACUGUGAGCUUAUGCUGCUCAACGAGGCCACAUUUCUGGACAAUCUGAAGAUACGCUACUACAAAGACAAGAUCUAUACCUAUGUGGCUAAUAUACUCAUUGCCGUUAAUCCUUAUCGUGAGAUCAAGGAACUCUAUGCGCCAGAUACGAUCAAGAAAUAUAAUGGACGAUCCUUGGGUGAAUUGCCACCGCAUGUUUUUGCCAUUGCGGACAAGGCUAUUCGCGAUAUGCGCGUCUAUAAAUUAUCGCAAUCCAUCAUCGUAUCGGGCGAAUCGGGUGCCGGCAAAACGGAGUCAACCAAGUAUUUGCUCAAAUAUUUAUGCUAUUCGCAUGAUAGCGCCGGUCCCAUAGAGACCAAAAUAUUGGAUGCCAAUCCCGUGCUGGAGGCCUUUGGCAAUGCGAAGACGACACGCAACAAUAACUCAUCCCGUUUUGGCAAAUUCAUUGAGGUGCACUACGAUGCCAAGUGUCAGGUUGUUGGUGGCUACAUUUCCCAUUAUCUGCUGGAGAAGAGUCGCAUCUGCACCCAGAGCGCUGAGGAACGUAAUUAUCAUGUCUUCUACAUGCUGCUCUGCGGCGCUCCUCAACAGCUGCGUGACAAACUCAGUCUGGGCAAACCGGAUGAUUAUCGGUACCUUUCCGGCUGCACGCAGUAUUUUUCGAAUGCCAAGACUGAAAAGUUAAUACCGAACAGCCAGAAAUCGGCGAGUCAUCAGAAGAAGGGUCCCCUCAAAGAUCCCAUUAUCGAUGACUAUCAGCAUUUUCUCAAUCUGGACGAGGCAUUGACUCGCCUGGGCUUAUCUGCCUCCGAUAAGAUGGGCAUUUAUACUUUGGUUGCGGCCGUGUUACAUUUGGGCAACAUUACCUUCGAGGAGAUACCCGACGAUGUCCGUGGUGGUUGUCAGGUCUCCGAGACAUCGGAGCAGUCCUUGACCAUUACGAGCGGACUGCUGGGUGUGGAUCAAACUGAGCUGCGAACAGCUCUCGUUUCGCGUGUCAUGCAGAGCAAGGGCGGUGGCUUCAAGGGCACUGUUAUUAUGGUUCCGCUGAAGAUCUAUGAGGCGAGCCAUGCUCGCGAUGCUCUGGCCAAGGCCAUCUACAGUCGGCUCUUCGAUCGGAUUGUGGCGUUGAUUAAUCAGAGCAUACCCUUCCAGGCCUCCAACUUCUAUAUUGGUGUGCUCGACAUAGCCGGCUUUGAAUACUUUACGGUUAAUUCGUUUGAGCAGUUUUGCAUCAAUUAUUGCAAUGAGAAGUUGCAAAAGUUCUUCAACGAUAAUAUACUGAAGAAUGAACAGGAACUGUAUAAGCGAGAGGGUCUCAAUGUGCCGGAGAUAACAUUCACGGAUAAUCAGGACAUAAUUGAGCUGAUCGAGGCGAAAUCGAAUGGCAUUUUUACGCUGCUCGAUGAGGAAUCCAAGUUGCCCAAAUCGUCGCCGGCACAUUUCACCGCUGAGGUGCAUAAAUCUUGGGCGAAUCAUUAUCGUCUUGGCCUGCCGCGUUCCUCACGGCUCAAGGCGCAUCGCACUCUGCGGGAUGAGGAGGGUUUUCUGGUGCGUCAUUUUGCGGGCGCCGUUUGCUACAACACGGAACAGUUUAUUGAGAAGAACAACGAUGCGUUGCAUGCCUCGCUCGAGUGUCUGGUGCAGGAGUGCGAGAAUCCACUGUUGAAACUCCUCUUUCCCUCGGGCAGCAACACUUCGGUGCGUGGCAAGCUCACUUUUAUCUCCGUUGGCUCCAAGUUUAAGACGCAGCUCGGCGAGCUCAUGGAAAAGCUCGAGCAGAAUGGCACCAAUUUCAUACGUUGCAUCAAGCCAAACAGCAAAAUGAUUGAUCGCCAAUUCGAGGGCAGUUUGGCGCUGGCGCAACUUAAGUGCUCCGGCACAAUAUCGGUGCUCGAGCUCAUGGAGCACGGUUAUCCAUCCCGGGUCCUCUUCGCCGAUCUCUACAGCAUGUACAAGUCGGUGCUGCCGCCAGAGCUCGUCUCGCUGCCCGCUCGCACCUUUUGCGAGGCCAUGUUUCAAUCGCUCAAUCUGAGCGCCAAGGAUUUUAAAUUUGGCAUCACCAAGGUCUUCUUUCGACCCGGCAAAUUUGUCGAAUUUGAUCGCAUCAUGCGUUCCGAUCCGGAGAAUAUGCUCGCCAUUGUGGCCAAGGUCAAAAAGUGGCUAAUACGCUCACGCUGGGUCAAAUCGGCACUGGGCGCCCUAUGCGUCAUCAAAUUACGCAAUCGCAUUAUUUAUCGGAACAAGUGCGUGCUGACCGCUCAGCGGAUCGCUCGCGGUUUUCUGGCCAGGAAGCAUCAUCGUCCACGUUACCAGGGCAUUGCCAAGAUCAACAAGAUUCGCACCAACACUUUGAAGACCAUCGAAAUUGCCAACGGCCUCAAGCUGGGCCGUGAUGAAAUCGUUAACGGUGUGCAGGAUAUUUACAAGCAGAUCGAUGAGGCCAUCAAAAAGAUAAAGCUUAAUCCACGGAUUACGCAACGUGAAAUCGACACGAUGUACACGGUGAUCAUGGCGAACAUGAAUAAGCUGACCGUCGACUUGAAUGGCAAACUGAAGGAGCAGCAGCAGGCCGAGGAACAGGAACGUCUGCACAAAAUCCAGCAAGCACUCGAGGCGGAACGCCGGGCCAAGGAGGCCGAGGAGCAGCGUCUGCGCGAGGAUGCCGAAAACAAGCGACUCAAAGCCGAAAUGGAGACGAGGCGCAAAGCGGCCGAAUUGCAGCGUCUGCGACAGGAGGAGGAGGAUCGACGAGCUGCUCUCGCCCUGCAGGCCCAACUCGAGAAGGAGGCCAAGGACGAUGCCAAGUAUCGCCAGCAGCUGGAACAGGAGCGUCGCGAUCACGAACUGGCCAUGCGACUGGCCAGCGAAUCCAACGGACAGGUGGAUGAUAGUCCACCAGUUAUACGCAAUGGUGGUCUCAGUGACGCGUCUCCCAUGGGUUCCAACAAACUGAUCAGUUUUUCACAAGUUGUGUCAAACAUUGCUUCGCGAUAUUUAAAUAAAUCGGAGAAUGUGCGCGCCCAGCAACAAGCGCUGGGCAAACAGAAGUACGACUUGUCCAAAUGGAAGUACUCGGAACUGCGCGAUGCUAUCAACACGUCCUGUGAUAUUGAAUUGCUUGAGGCCUGUCGCCAGGAGUUCCAUCGCCGCUUGAAGGUCUAUCACGCGUGGAAGGCAAAGAAUCGCAAACGCACCACAAUGGAUGAGAAUGAGCGUGCACCACGCAGCAUCAUGGAGGCCGCUUUCAAACAGCCGCCCAUUGUGCAGCCCAUACAGGAAAUUGUGCUGGCUCAGCAUCGCUAUUUCCGCAUACCCUUCAUGCGUGCCAAUGCACCAGAUAAUACUAAGCGCGGCUUGUGGUAUGCGCACUUCGAUGGACAAUGGAUUGCUCGGCAAAUGGAGCUGCAUGCGGAUAAGCCGCCAAUUUUACUGGUUGCCGGUACCGAUGAUAUGCAGAUGUGCGAGCUGAGCCUGGAGGAGACGGGUCUGACCCGCAAACGGGGUGCGGAGAUUCUUGAUCACGAAUUCAAUCGGGAAUGGGAACGAAAUGGUGGCAGACCCUACAAGACCCUCGGAGCCAGGCCAAAUGGUGCGGGCAUUUAGAAGAAAACACAUUCAACAAUCAACAAUCAAUUAGAUGAUAAGCGAUGGAAUAAACAACAUAUAAUCAAAAUUAGCAGUCCUAACGAAAAUUCCAUAAUAUUUUUGCAAAUGAUAACUUUUUUAUAACAACAACAAACAUCCACGUCCAAAAUUCGAUGGUUAUAAAAGCUCUGAUUUACAUUUAUAAA